Molecule: messenger RNA, 450 nt
Organism: Linum trigynum
Lineage: Eukaryota; Viridiplantae; Streptophyta; Magnoliopsida; Malpighiales; Linaceae
Source: the annotation of a GenBank genome assembly
AUGGAGGAAACCAACAGGGGUCUGCUUGUACGGAACUGGGCGCCGCAGCUGGAGAUUCUUUCCCACGAUUCGAUCGGCGGGUUUCUGAGCCACUGCGGGUGGAACUCUGUUCUCGAGAGCUUGAGCCAGGGGGUUCCGAUCAUCGGAUGGCCGCUGGCGGCGGAACAGGCGUUCAAUUCGAAGCUGCUGGUGGAGGAAAUGGGCGUCGCGGUCGAGCUGACGAGAGGAGCUGGGGGAGAAUUGGGGAGGGAGAGAGUGAAGGAAGUUGUUGAGAUGGUGAUGGGGAAGAAUGAGAAAGCAGAGGAAAUGAAGAGGAAAGUUGUUGAUCUUUCUGAACACAUGCGGGCGGCGAUUAGAGAUGAUGGUGAGAAGAAGAAGAAGGAGGAGGAGAAGGGUUCUUCUGUCAGAGCUAUGGAUGAUUUCGUGGCGACCAUUUUCAGAAAGUUGUAA